Molecule: messenger RNA, 843 nt
Organism: Encephalitozoon romaleae SJ-2008
Lineage: Eukaryota; Fungi; Microsporidia; Unikaryonidae
Product: putative WD40 domain-containing protein
Exons: 1
Coding region: 1-843 (280 amino acids)
Molecular function (GO): protein binding
Source: RefSeq, a predicted model, not a curated record
AUGAAAUACAGACGUACAGCAAUACUAAAAAUCCACAACAGUUGGAUAAAGUCGCUGGAUAUAGAUCCUUACGAUGCAUUCCUUGCAUCUUCUUCUAUGGAUGGAACAACAGGAAUAGUGGAUAUAGAAACAAAACAGCUUUUGAUCACUAUCCCUUUGAAGGGAGUUUGUGAGGAUGCCAAAUUCAGCAAGACUCAGCCGUAUAUUUUUUGUGCUUUACUUGAUGGAUUGAUCAGGUCUUAUGACCUCGUGGAUAGAGAAUUUAUAAGAGAAUACUAUGGCCAUACGUCUUCUGUAUUGUGCUUGGACACAUAUGAUAAAAGAAUCUUCAGUGGGUCUUCCGACUGCACUGUAAGAGCUUGGGAUGUUAGAUCAAGAAAUAGCGUAUCGGUCAUGAAAGGCCAUAGGCUUCCUGUUACUCAUAUCAUGUUUAGAAAUGGACUUAUUUACAGCAGCUCUAUGGAUGGAAAUGUAUUUCUUUGGGAUGAGAGGAGUACCAAGACUCCAAUCGUAGGAUUUGCCUCUAGUGUAACCUCUAUGUGUAUGUGCGAUGAAACACUGUUCGUUUCGGUUGGGAAAAAAGUAUUUGAAUGUAAGGACAUUCCAUAUGAGGUUGGACUAAAGUCAAAUGCCUUGUCAUUGGAGAGCUAUAACAAUAACUAUUAUUUAAUCGGUAGUGAAAAGUAUGUUUUCAUGAAAUCAAAAGAGAUAAAUGACCCUGAUUACCAGUUUGGAAUAGAGGGGCCUGGAAACAUCGUUAAAGUUACGGCCAGCAAGGAAAGAAUAAUCGUUGCAGGAACGAGCAAAAAUAUAGAGUUUUUGGAAAAGGAUGAACAUGUUUAG